GAUACGACAGAGCGACACGUCGCUAGCAGGUGCACAACGCAGGGAAAUCACGAAUACAGGAGGAAGGAUGGCAUAGCAUAGCAUAUGGCCUUUUCCCCUUUCAAACGACAAGAGACACGUCCUCCACAAACCAUAACCUUUUGCUUUCACUAGAAGAAUGUCACGAACACGUAGUAUCUGCUGACCUCCUUUCUACAGAGUGACUGCGGUCUCUGCAUAUAGAAGCCAUUCACUCUACUACCAUCAAAAUGUCAGGAACCUACACACCAGCCCCUGGUGGCCCAUUCUCUGCGCUCACCCCAAGCAUGUGGCCUCAGGACAUUUUGGCCAAGUACCAUCAAAAAGACUCCACAGAACAGCCUGAACUCCAAUAUGAUGAGUUUGGCUUCAGAGUGGACACUGAAGACGGUGAGGAGCCCAGGUCGUGGCUGGGCACUGAAGGCUCACCCCAGCAUGAAGACCCUCAGCAGCGAUUGCGCUGGCAAGCCCACCUGGAGUUCACCCACAACCACACAGUGGGUGACCUGACCUGGGAGCUUAUUGAUCCUGUCCUUCCACGGUCUGAGCGUCUGCGUUCCUUGGUGCUAGGGGGCAUACCUCACAGCAUGAGGCCACAGCUUUGGAUGCGGCUGUCUGGAGCACUGCAGAAGAAGAGGACCUCUGAGAUUUCCUACAGAGAAAUCAUUAAGAACAGCUCCAAUGAGGACUCCACCACAGCGAAACAGAUAGAGAAGGACCUGUUACGGACUAUGCCCACCAAUGCCUGUUUCAGUAGUCUGACCAGUGUUGGAGUGCCAAGGCUAAGACGGGUGUUGAGAGGCCUAGCCUGGCUCUACCCAGACAUUGGGUACUGUCAGGGUACCGGCAUGGUGGUUUCCUGUCUGCUGCUCUUUCUUGAGGAGGAGGAUGUGCUAUGGAUGAUGUGUGCCCUGAUCGAAGACCUCCUUCCUCCAUCCUACUUCUCCUCCACUCUGCUGGGCGUCCAAACGGACCAGAGGGUUCUCCGUCAGCUCAUUGUUCAGUACCUGCCAGCCCUCGACCGCCUUCUGCAGGAGCAUGACAUAGAGCUGUCUCUGAUCACGCUCCAUUGGUUCCUGACAUCAUUUGCCAGUGUGGUGGACAUCCGUCUGCUCCUUAGGAUCUGGGAUCUACUCUUCUACCAGGGCUCAUUGGUGCUCUUCCAGGUCACACUGGGCAUGCUCAAGAUCAAGGAGGAGGAGCUUGUCUCAUCAGAGAACUCUGCCUCCAUUUUUAAUACUCUGUCGGACUUGCCAAGCCAGCUGAGAGAUGGGCCCGCAGUUCUCGGAGAAGCUAUGAGACUAGCAGGGACGCUGUCCCAGGAAACUCUAGAAGCCCACCGACACAAGCACCUAGCUUAUAUCCUAAAUGAACAGGCGCAGCUCAGCAACGGAAACAACACAACGCUAAACUCAAAUCUCAACAAGGUGGUCAGGAGACAGUCCCUGCGCAGGAAGUCCACCCUGAGCUCCCUGCUGUUUGGGGAGGAUGAGGCAGAGGCCCUAAAGUCCAAGAACAUUAAGCAGACAGAGCUGGUGGCCGCCCUGCGAGAGGCGAUAGCUCGCACAGCAGAGCACUUCCACUGUUUAGACCCAUGUCACUCCAGUACGGACCUAACUCCUGACUACUCCAUGGAGAGCCACCAGCGAGAUCAUGAAAACUUCCUUGUUGUGUCCCGCAACCGGCGGAGACGGGCAAAGGCUUUGCUGGACUUUGAGCGACACGAUGACGAUGAACUGGGCUUCAGAAAGAAUGACAUCAUCACUAUCAUCUCACAGAAAGAUGAACAUUGUUGGGUAGGAGAACUCAAUGGCCUUAGAGGCUGGUUUCCAGCAAAGUUUGUGGAGAUCCUCGAUGAAAGAAGCAAAGAGUACUCAUUAGCAGGUGACGACUCUGUCACAGAGGCGGUGACAGACCUGGCCAGAGGCACACUGUGUCCGGCCCUGAAGGCCAUCUUUCAGCACGGUCUCAAGAAACCAUCUAUACUGGGAGGACCCUGUCACCCUUGGUUAUUCAUAGAAGAGGCGGCGAGUAGAGAAGUAGAGAGGGACUUCAACUCUGUCUACUCGAGGCUGGUGCUAUGUAAAACCUACAGGUUAGAUGAAGAUGGGAAAGUACUAACACCAGAGGAGCUGUUAUACAGGGCGGUGCAGUCAGUCAACAUGAGCCACGACUCAGCACAUGCUCAGAUGGACGUCAAGUUUAGGUCUCUCGUCUGCGUCGGCCUCAAUGAGCAGGUGCUACACUUGUGGCUAGAGGUGUUGUGUUCCAGCGUAGCUGCUGUAGAGAAAUGGUACCAUCCCUGGUCCUUCCUUCGCAGUCCAGGAUGGGUACAGAUCAAGUGUGAGCUCAGGGUCCUAUCAAAGUUUGCCUUCAGUCUCUCCCAAGAUUGUGAGUUACCAGACAAGAAAGAGGAAAAGGAGCAGAGACCAUUGAAAGAGGGAGUGCAGGACAUGUUGGUGAAGCAUCACCUCUUCAGCUGGGACAUUGAUGGCUAGUCACACAGCAAAAAAAAAAAAAAAAGAAAGCUGAAUCCUACUCUGUCCUGUGCGUCUGUGAUUAUUUCAUGUCUUUUCAUAUCAUAAAUUAGACACUGUUGUCGUCUAUAUUAAGUGACUACUUCACAGACCCUGUCUGUCACAUCACCUUUCAGCGUUGAACAGUGGUGACAGCCCAUUAAUGGUGACUCUGAGACGCCCACGUCACCAUGAAGGUCGACUGGUUUGUGCGAGCUGAUGCAUGUGUGCAUUAAGGUGCACACUUUAUUUUUAUUCAGACCCAGUAUAGGAGGUUUCACUUCAUGUGUAAAACUAUAUGAAGUUAUAAAAUCAAAACACUCCUAUCGUACAGAGUAGCCUGUACUCACUGGACUGGGAAACUUAAGUAUUUCUUAAGUACUGACUACACUGGCUGUUCAGCUUUCUGUAGCUGACUGUGUUAAUAGUCCAUUCUCUUUCAUUGGUUGUGUGUGUUAUUUGCAGCACCAGGUGAUCAAACUCUGGGCCUUUUAACAUGGUCCUAAGUUCCACAAUAUCCUGUAAAUCCCCCAAAAUUAAGGCCAAAACAGAACAUUCCUAAACAUAUGGAGCUGUAAGGUUACAAAUUAUUUUUAAGAGGAAUGCUGCUGACCCCAAUAUCAUGAGUUCCCCCCAAAUACUUCACUAAGUACUAAUGUUGCACACGCCAAGUGAAGCCUUUUCAAAUUGUGAUACGAGACUAUGGGUAUGUGUGCUACCGUAUCAGUGGUAGUGUGCAGUCUACACUUGUAUGACAUAUUGUAAAUGAAGCAGAUAAAUACUUUUUGUGUUACAAUCUACCGUAAAUAAAUGUUACAUAAAUAUA
This is a messenger RNA of Toxotes jaculatrix (banded archerfish), 3360 nucleotides long. It is a transcript of the gene sgsm3, whose product is annotated as small G protein signaling modulator 3. Gene Ontology annotation, molecular function: protein binding. Lineage: Eukaryota; Metazoa; Chordata; Actinopteri; Toxotidae. Bases 249 to 2516 code for a protein of 755 amino acids. The record is from RefSeq and is a predicted model, not a curated record. The transcript is spliced from 21 exons.